AACCAACCCAUCCUUUUAUUCUGUUUUCCAUAUCCACCAUCAUCAUUAUUACUUUAUAGUAUUUCAAUUAAUUAUUUAAUUAAUUCGGAUCAGCCGAUUAAGACGGGUCACGAACCCACCCACACACAUGAUCACCCCAUGUCCUCUCCCGUCCAUUUUUAUUAAUGGCUUCUGGUAGCCUGCUGUACACCUACUUAACUUCCCUUAAGCAUUUUCAGUGACCUCACACACAGUAUCUCGAUCUCAAUUUCCGCAUUUUUUUUUUUAGAAAAACCUAAUUUUACUGGAUCUCAAUUAUAUAUCUAUACUCACACACUUACUGUGUGUGUUUGUAAUUCACUUAAUCUGCUAGUUAGUGAGUUACAAGUUUGUUACAAUUCAGUUAUUCACGCAGUUAGUGUGUGUAGAUUUUUCGGGGGGGAAAAUGGUUGACGUUGACUAAGAGUUGACUAAGUUAGUUCAAUGAAGAAGAAGCAACAGCAGCAGCAGUCUGUUUUGCCUAAAUUAUUAACAAGGAGUAAUAGUAAGAAAUGGAAGACGAAAACAUUUGUAUUUCUAUUAGUAGGUUUUUGUUUUUCGACUUUUUUGUUAAUGGAAGCUCAGUACAGUCGAAUUAGCGGCGGCGGCGGCGGCGGCGGCGGUGCUUCUUCUUUCAUCUUCCCUGGUUUGUUUGUUCAGAAACCGAAAAUUGCUUUCUUGUUUCUCGCUCGAAAUCGCCUUCCGUUAGACCUUGUUUGGGAUGAAUUCUUUCAGAGUGAGAGUGAAUAUCGCUUUUCAAUAUAUGUUCAUUCUAGACCUGGUUUUCUGCUUAACAGAUUAACAACAAGAUCUAGGUAUUUUUUGGAUCGUCAAGUUAAUAAUAGCAUACAGAUAUAUUGGGGAGAAGCAAGCAUGAUACAAGCGGAGAUUAUUUUGCUCCAACAUGCACUCAUGGACCCUUCUAAUGAACGAUUCGCUUUCCUUUCAGACAGCUGCAUACCUUUGUACAAUUUCAGCUACACAUAUGAUUACAUAAUGUCUGCUUCAACUAGCUUCGUGGACAGCUUUGCUGAUACAAAGGAGGGUCGCUACAACCCCAAAAUGGAUCCAGUUAUACGUGUUCACCAUUGGAGGAAAGGAUCUCAGUGGGUGAUUCUGACCAGAAAGCAUGCAGAGAUUAUUGUAAGGGAUAAGACUGUUUUUCCUAUGUUCCAGCAGCAUUGUCAGAGGAAAUCACUACCUGAAUUUUGGCGGGAUCGUCCUGUUCCGGCUGAUAAUUCAAAGGAGCACAAUUGUAUACCCGAUGAACAUUAUGUUGCUACAUUACUUGCACAUAAAGGACUUGAAGGAGAACUUACAAGGAGGAGUCUAACUCACACUUCAUGGGAUAUUUCAUCCAGCAAAGGUCGUGAGAGGCAAGGAUGGCAUCCUGUGACCUACAAAUUGGCUGAUGCUACUCCCAUGCUAGUACAAUCUAUUAAGGAUAUCGAUAAUAUUUAUUAUGAGACAGAAUACCGGAGAGAAUGGUGUACCAGCAAGGGAAAACCAUCCCCUUGCUUCCUUUUUGCUAGGAAAUUUACUCGACCUGCCGCUAUGCAUCUUCUUAAUAUGUCUGCAUUGGGGUUCUCUAAAGAAGCAAGUUACUCCAUCACGAGGUGAAGUGUAUAGAAGUUAGUACGUUUAUUGACCUCCCAGGUAGGUUUUACUAGAAAAGUUACUACUUUGUUGUGUGUAGCCUGUAACAAAAUAAGUGUCUUUUAGUAUAGAAAAUAGGAACAUACAGCUACGAGUGAGUCUUUUUGUGUGCUUGUAUAUGUAUUCUCUCAUAAUCUCAUAUAGAUUUUUUCCC
Erigeron canadensis is the source of this 1828-nucleotide messenger RNA. RefSeq names its product glycosyltransferase BC10. Gene Ontology annotation, molecular function: glycosyltransferase activity. The coding region runs from base 463 to 1638 and encodes 391 amino acids. The transcript is spliced from 11 exons. Lineage: Eukaryota; Viridiplantae; Streptophyta; Magnoliopsida; Asterales; Asteraceae. Gene Ontology annotation, cellular component: membrane. The record is from RefSeq and is a predicted model, not a curated record.